Messenger RNA from Lecanosticta acicola, 1895 nucleotides. NCBI's taxonomy places the organism in Eukaryota, Fungi, Ascomycota, Dothideomycetes, Mycosphaerellales, Mycosphaerellaceae. The record is from the annotation of a GenBank genome assembly.
AUGAUACUCUCCAAGCCAGCGUUCGUCAAGCGGCAUGCCGUGGCCAACAAGCUUCAGACAAGAGCGUUACUUAUUGCGGUCAACCUCGUUGCUGGCCUUUCCAUCUUCUUUUUCGGCUACGAUCAAGGUGAGACCGCUUCCCAGGUCCAAAUUCGCUGAACAGAAGACUCAUGCAGAUAUUAGGGGUGAUGGCCGGUGUCAACACUGCCCGAGAGUACGCAGAUCGUAUGAACUUCGGAUACUGGAACGAGCAGACCCGCGCUGUACAAGUGACGAAACCGCUAGUACAAGGAGGCAUUGUAGGCGGAACUCCUCCAUUUUCCUGGGCGAGUGUUUCUGAUUGAGCUCAACAGGUGGCAGUCUAUUACCUGCCAGGAACGCUCGUUGGUGCGUUAUGGGGCGGCUGGAUCGGCGAUAGGUAUGGCCGGAUCAAUGCUAUUGGAUUCGCAUGUGUCUGGACAAUCAUCGGCGCGGCUCUGCAGACGGCGGCAAUGAAUGCUGAAUGGAUGUUCUGUGCAAGAGUGUUCAAUGGCAUAGGUACCGGAAUACUCAACGCCAUAACACCCGUCUGGGCCACAGAAACGGCAUCGCAUACUUCUCGUGGGGCUUUUGUGUCCAUGGAGUUCACUCUGAACAUCUUUGGUGUAGUUGUGGCGUACUGGAUCGAAUAGUAAGUACUUCGGACUCUCCAAAGCAGCAAUGACAGCUCAUCAAAUUGGCAGUGGUACGUCCUUCUACGGCGAUGGAACCUCUUCGUUCAUUUGGCGCUUUCCAAUCGCAUUUCAAAUUGUGCCAUUGAUCGGUCUAUUCAUGGUGAUCUGGUUCAUGCCCGAAUCUCCCCGCUGGUUGGUGAAAGAAGGUCGCGAGGAUGAAGCCCGAUAUAUUCUAGGACGAUUGCGAGGAGAGCACGAUGAUGGCGAGCUUGCAGAAGCGGAGUUUCAGGACAUCCGCAAUGUCUGCUCCCUGGAGAAAGAGAACUCGAGCCAGCAAUCGUACUUGAGCAUGCUUUUCGGAAUCAAGACGGGGAAGCUUCACACUGCUCGGCGGGUCCAGCUUGUCGUAUGGCUGCAGAUCUUACAGGAGUGGAUUGGAAUUGCUGGAAUCACAAUAUAUGGACCAGAAAUCUUCACCAUCGCGGGCAUAAGCUCGCAGGAUCGUCAAUGGGUUGCCGGGGUUAAUAACAUCACGUAUAUGCUCGCCACGCUGGUUUGUGUCUUCACGAUUGACCGGAUCGGGCGUCGAUGGACGUUGUACUGGGGAGCUGCGGGCCAGGCCAUUUGCUGCUUCUGCGCAGGUGGACUUGCAUAUGCCACUGAGAGGGCCACAGGCGCCAGCAAAGAACACAUCGGUGGUGCCGCGGUGUUCUUCGUUUUCCUCUACACCGUGAGUGAAAUCAUUCCAGAGACUUCUUUUCAUGUCUGGAGCGCGUACUUACUUCUUACAAGGCGAUUUUCGGGGCCACUUGGUUAACGGUGCCCUGGAUCUUCCCAGCCGAAAUAUUUCCGCUGCAGAUUCGAGCACGCGGUAACGCAUGGGGAGUGGUUGGUUGGUCAAUUGGCAAUGGUUGGUGCACUCUUCUACUUCCCACCAUCUUCAAAAACCUGGGCGAGAAAACUCUGUACAUCUUCGGAGGCGUCAAUGUCUUCGCGAUAAUUGUCGUUUGGGCCUUGUAUCCAGAAACAAACCAAAGGACGCUGGAAGAAAUGAAUCUAGUGUUUGCCUCCAACAGCAUAUGGGUGUGGGAUGCAGAGAAGAAUUUUGCUGCUCUGAGAGAAGAGAAUCCUGCUCUGGUACAAGCGGCACGGCAAGGAAACAGCGUCGUUGCCGAGAAAGAGGCUGCAAGGAAAACGAGCUUGGUGACGCAUACAGAGCAAGCCGGAAAGGAUCUGGAAUGA